GUUUACUGACUGCGAGCAGAGAGCGACCGAAGGGGCUGGGCCCACAGUGGAGAAAUGGCGAGAAUGGUUACCGAGAACGGUUGUGGAGUGGAGACACAGACCGAGGAGCCGCAGGGACCGGGCCGGGGUUCGGCCAGAUGGGGUCCACAGCACGCCGGUGCCCGAGAACUGGCUACUUUGUACUCACCAGGCAAAAGGUGUCAAGAAUGGUUAAGCGUCGUCCUCUGCUUCUCUCUCAUGGCCUUCAAUUUCAUUCACCUUCUUGCCAAUUUCCACCUGGGACAUCUGUGGUACAUCCCGUUGAGCAUUGUGACGGGGAUACUCACUGCAGACUUUGCAUCCGGCCUUGUUCACUGGGGGGCUGAUACGUGGGGAUCAGUGGAUUUACCCAUCUUUGGAAAGGCCUUUAUACGACCAUUUCGAGAGCACCACAUCGACCCCACAGCCAUUACCCGUCACGACUUUAUUGAGACCAAUGGUGACAACUGCAUGUUGACCAUAGUCCCUCUAGCAAACAUGGCCUUCAGCUUCCUCACCCUCUCCCCCGCGGAGAUUUACCAUAUCUACCCCUGGUACUGCUACUGGUUCGCAUUAGCCAUAUUUGUGACCCUGACCAACCAGAUUCACAAGUGGUCGCACACAUACUUCGGCCUGCCUCGUUGGGUGGUGUUCCUACAGGACUGCCAGGUCAUCCUCCCCCGCAAGCACCACCGCGUCCAUCACGUCUCCCCUCAUGAGACGUACUUCUGCAUCACCACAGGUUGGCUGAACUACCCUCUGGAGAAGCUGGGUUUCUGGAGGAACCUGGAGGAUCUCAUCCAGAGUGUUACGGGAGAGAAGCCCAGGGCGGACGACCUGAAAUGGGCUCAAAAAGUGAAGUAACGCCGCAGGCUAACUGCACCCUACCUCAGAAGACCCAUGGCUCCGUCCAGGCUUCUCACCCCCCUUUUUUUGCCUCACACAAACUGUAAUCCAGAGAAAGAAAAAACUAACAAACACUUUCUGAUGCCAUAGCUUUAAGUCUUGCACAGUUUGUCUGUUUUACAAGAGGAGGGCUCUGUGGAUUGAAUUUUUCAUCACUCACUUGUGGAGAUCCUCAUUUCAAAUCGCAAUAUAUCCUAAACUCUUUGUAUGUCUACUAAAACAACUCAUCACUUUUGAGGUGAUUUGCAAAACCGUUUGCUCAGAAGGUUCAUUCAGAUGCUUUAAAGUCAGAUACAAGAUGAUUUGAUUCCAAGGAGAUUAAAAGAUUUCCCUCAUGUCAGAAAAAUCAAACAAUCCCAAAAAAAGAAUAGUUGAAAGAGUGAAGGCUCACUUUUUUCUCCUCCAGAGACGCAACUGUUCAUUUGUAGAGUGGAUAAGUCACGUUAUAUUUAGCACUUCUUUUAAUAUCUCUGGAUACGUCUUUGCAUUUCCACCUCAUUUAGGGUCUACUUCAUGUGCAAGUAAUACAACUGGAUUAAGGCCAUUGCAAGUAGAAGGGCAGGGGUGAUAAUGUUUUUUGGGAUGCUAUACCAAUGUUGAUGGCUAAAGAACAAAAUGGUUAAUUACUACAUUUGUUGAUUUCUUGCACAUUUGGGUUCAGCUGCACGCUUUACGGGCUGUUUUGUUAAAGAGGUGAUGACAAUAUUUGAUAAUUUAUUUAGGAAUUUUCCAUUUGAGACAAUGACUACAGUUGCGAUGGAGGAGUCAAUGCUAAUCCAAAAUCAAAACCAUCCCUCCAGGAUGCUAAAUGACAGAUCUGACAGCUCAGAAAACAGGUUUUUAAUUUCAACAAACCAAAAACGUACAACCAAAUUCCCCCGAUUUCUGUCAGACACUAAACUGGCACUUUGAUUGUUAUCUGGCCAUUGGAACAGUUUGCAUUUUGGUCUUUGAUGAUAGAGGAAACACAGAAAAUGAGUAAUUUGAUCUGAAAAAGUGGCAUUGAAAUGUAUGCAGUCAUCAUGAUGGUAGGCCAUUCAAAAUUUGGGCACUUACAAAUGUUUAAUGCUGUUGAUCUGCGCAGUCAUCCUGGUCCAACUGACUAAUCUUUUUCGAUGCUCAUGUGUCCUCCGAAAAGCCUUUUUUAGUUUUUAAAGAAUGCAGGAUGGAGGCAGACGUAGUUUUGUCGAGCUGCCUUACACACAGAUGCAGUACUUGUGUCCUUUUUGUUGUCGUUUUGUUUAAUUUGCUGCACUUCUUUGUGUCGUUGCAACCGUAAUUGUGUCUUUCUGGGAUUUGUGUCUUGGCUAGUCAGACACAGAUUCUCCAAAGUUAUGUGCCAACAGUGUCACAUUGUUUUCACUCCUCACGUCUUGCCAUUCUUUUGUAAUGUGGGAGGGAGCUGUCAUUUUCAGAGCGUAACAUUCAACGUGAGUGAUGCUGCCACCGUGUACCGUCUGGGUAACUGUGACAAGCAGACUCGGGUGAUUUGCUUUGCUGACCGCUAAAGAUCCAGGACUUUCUUCAUUGCUAGAGAUUAUGUUGUUCAUUGAUUCGUUGGAUGAUUUAUUUUUAAUGCUUUGGUCAGUAAUUUGUAAAUGUAUUGUAUCGCGAAUAACUAUGCAGUGUAAUACGAGGCCCUUAACCAUAUGUCUUAACUCAUCUGAUUAGGUUCAAAUGCCUUUCUUUUUCUACUAGUUAACACAUAUUUGCUAUUUUAGUUGGAAAACAGGAGCUUAAAAAUUGUGCUACUUAAACAGCAUGACAAAAUUACUUUGUAACUAGGUAAGAAUGCGUGCAUGCAUAAAACAUUUGAUAUACUGAGUCACCAGCUUCCCUUUGAGUUGGUGUAAAACACACACUGGCUAGGUAGCAUUGGGCUGCUUUUAAAGAAGACCGCAAAUUUUGACCAAGUGGUCCCAUGUUUGAACUAUCAAAAUGUUAUCUAAUAAAUCUUUUUCAGGCGUAGAUUAGUGGAGCUAACCUUUCCGUUAGUUGGGUUGAAGGGGUCAAAAGGCUGAUUUAGUGAUCUUGAUAUUGUGCUUAAAGUAGAUCGGUAUAGUUAAUUUUGAAGCCAAAAUUAUGCUUUAUAUGAUGUAAUUUUCCAGUUCUUGAAUCCUUCAUACUUGAUUAUAUACAAUAAUUCCCGAUAGGUCAACAGCAGAAAUACACUGCAGACAGCAUAGUGCUUGUAGAGUAUUGUGAGAAGCAGUUUUGUGUGUUCUAGGUAGUGUGAUAGAUGCUGGUAAAGGGAUGCCGUUAUCUGUCACUGCAUCAAAGUUUAAGGCUUUUGUAGAAGUUCGACCUCUGUAGCACUUUUUUGAUCAGUAUUAGGCAAAAAAUAUAGAUUGGGCAAGUAGACUCUUUCUCAUGCACGUUGACAACUUAUUUUAUGAAUAUAAGUUUCGCCGUUGGCUCUAAUGGAUGUUUUGGAACUUCAGCAAUCUGUUUUUUGGGAUAAUAUGAAAGUUAUGACAACUUUGAUGGCAUUUUGUGUUUUUGUAAUAUAAUAUUAAAGGAUAAUGGUUAGAUAUACUAGACAUGCCAUAAUUAGUUUGGAGAUUGACAAAACUGACAACCUCGCAAUAAAUAUAUAUGGUGAGCCACCACAUAACGAACUUAACUUGGAUACAGGCUUGCCAUAGUCGCUUUUUGUACUACUUGGGAGUCUGGUUGUGAGAAUAGAUCUAACAUGCAUUAUCUUAUUCUUCAUUCUUAUUCUCCAGAUGAUCUCAGGAUUGUGGUUAAGUAGGUUAUUAUGAAAUUGUGAAAAAUACAAACAAGUGAAGGCCUUUGAUAGAUAAAAGAUGUUUAAGUCAUUCUUUUCGUCUGUUGGCCAAACUAUUUUCAAAAAUGAAUUAUAGGUUCUAUUGUAACCGUAAAUCAGUACAGUUAACUCAGCCCCUUGUUAUCGAGGUAGAAUUUGUGAUUAAGCUGUGUUUGUUUUUUUUGUUUUAGAGACAGGCGUAAGUGGAUUUGAAGGUAUUUUGUGACAAUUUAUGGUUAACUAAAUAUUUUCUCAUUUGAAAUUGUGAAAGCAAAUUAAGUUGUUGGUGAGUGGGUUGGGCAGUUGUUGGUAUGUUUAUCAUGCUGUGUUUUUAAAACACAUUUGUAAUUAUCUUAUUGAGUUGCCUUAUCCUCUGCCUGAUGGAUUCACUGUAGAUCUUGCCAGAGAAAUAAGAAAACCAUUUACUGACACUCCAAUUUUCCCUCCACUUGCCUCUAACUCCUUGUGAGUUGGGACCCAAAUCUUAUGGAUGUUGUAGUUGGUUAUGUAUGAUGGUGAUGAUGGAGUUUUCGAUAUCAGAAUAAUGCCUUGAUGCCUUUCUGUUGUCUUCCAUUGGGGAGACCUACAAUGUACAUAUUAAACUGUAUUUAUAAAUAAACUAAAUAAACCGUUGAUAAUUA
Messenger RNA from Anoplopoma fimbria (sablefish), 4332 nucleotides. It is a transcript of the gene peds1b, whose product is annotated as plasmanylethanolamine desaturase 1. Lineage: Eukaryota; Metazoa; Chordata; Actinopteri; Perciformes; Anoplopomatidae. The record is from RefSeq and is a predicted model, not a curated record. The coding region runs from base 55 to 882 and encodes 275 amino acids. Gene Ontology annotation, molecular function: oxidoreductase activity. The transcript has 6 exons.